AGAUGGCUAAUGAGGGUUUACGCGGCAAGUCUUCCGAGGUGCCUAAGGUGGCCAAAAUCAAAUUGUUCGGCUUCUCAAUUUGUGCGGUAGUAGAUGACGCUGAUAAGUACGUUACCAAUGACACUCAAAGUCUCCAAAACUCAGGGAUACACCAAUGCAUCAAUAACAAUAACGGCGUUGCAAAUCCAAUUUUUCCCCGUGAAAGGAACAAAGCAAAAUCAUGGUCCGAGGAUGAGCACAGGGCAUUCUUGGAGGGGUUGGAAAAGCUCGGAAAGGGUCGUUGGAAAGGAAUAGCGGCAAAGUAUGUGCCAUCAAGAAGUGCUACCCAAGUAGCUAGCCAUGCGCAAAAAUACUUCAUUUGGUUGGGGAGAGUUAAUAAGCAAAGGCGCAGUAUUUUCGACAUUGUUAGCGAAGGUGUGUGAGGACAUGUUUGAAAUUGCUUAUCGACAUGAAAUUGGAGGGUCAGAACUCUAUAUUUUGACAAUAUUUAUCGAGA
This is a messenger RNA of Andrographis paniculata, 496 nucleotides long. RefSeq names its product transcription factor MYBS2-like. Gene Ontology annotation, biological process: response to ethylene; response to gibberellin; response to auxin. Bases 3 to 422 code for a protein of 139 amino acids. The record is from RefSeq and is a predicted model, not a curated record. Gene Ontology annotation, molecular function: DNA binding. Lineage: Eukaryota; Viridiplantae; Streptophyta; Magnoliopsida; Lamiales; Acanthaceae. The transcript has 2 exons.